AGCAGUGCUAAUCAAUCUUUUACACUUCCCAGUUAGCCAUUAUAAUACCUUUAAAUCCAAGUGAAUAGGCGGUAAAAGAGAACCAAAUGUCUGGCCAUUAACGAUAGGCUUUGUUUUUAAAUCUUACAUGCUGUGUUUCUCUAAACCCAAGACCUCUAAUGGAAUAAUGGGAUUGUUUUUCCGACUCCGGAACACUCUUUCUUCUCCUCCGGCGAUAACCUCCUUUGUCAGACACAAACACCACUCAAUCAAUCCCAAAGCCUCACACUUCCUUGGUCUGCUCAAUCUCUGCCGAACGUGCGAGGACUUGAAACCCUUCAAGUCCUUUCUCUUUGCUCAUGGACUCAUCAACCAUGUCUCUUUGUUAGAACAAUUUUUCAGGUCCUGUUUUCAUCUGGGUGCUUCACAUUUAGCUCUCUCUACAUUCCAACAAAUCAAAAGGCCAAGUCUUGGCUUGCAGAACCUGUUGAUCAGGUGUCUUUGCAAUCAUGGCUUAUACCAAGACCUUUUAUAUGUGUGUAUGAAAUCUCGGCUUUCGGGUUGCCCUUCUGAUGAUUUCACAUUUCCGUUUGUGAUCAAGGCCUGUGCGGCUUUGGGAGCUGUUAAGAUUGGUAGAGAGGUUCAUGGUGUUGUGUUCAGAACUGGGUUUGAGCAGAACCUUGUUAUACAGACUAGUUUGGUUGAUUUCUAUGCUAGAACUGGGUCUGUGGAAACUGCACGGCAAGUGAUCGAUAGAAUUCCCCAACCGGACUUGGUUCCUUGGAAUGCAUUGAUAGCUGGUUAUUCGGCGAAUGGAUUCGAUUGGGAAGCGUUAGAGGUUUUCAGGGAGAUUGUUUUCAGUGAUCUGAGGCCGAAUUUGAGUACUCUGGCUAGCAUUGUUCCUGUUUGCACUCGUUUGGGGUGUGUUGGUGCUGGUAAGUCUCUUCAUUGCUUUGCUGUCAAGUCUGGAUACUUUUCGAAUGAUUUUCUGGUUCCUGCUUUGAUUUCAAUGUACGCUGGGGAUGGGGAUAUACGUGGUGCUAGAAAGUUGUUUGAUUCUGUAGUGGAAAAGAAUGUUGCUGUUUGGAAUGCCAUGAUUUCUGCAUAUACACAAAGGCAAGAGCCUGUGUUAGCCUUUGAGUUGUUCCGGUGGAUGCUGCUAGUUGACAUAAGGCCUAAUUUGGUCACUUUCGUGUCGAUUAUUCCCUCAUUUGAGAAUUUCAUUAGCCUUUCUUUUGGCGAGUCUCUUCAUGCUUGUGUAGUUAAACAUGGAUCAGAAAAUCAGCUUCCGGUAUUGACUGCCCUGGUAUCAAUGUAUGCUAAACUUGGUAGUAUUGAUGAAUCCAGGUAUCUUUUCAACCAGAUGCAAAGUAAAAACCUUCUUUUGUGGAAUUCAAUGAUUUCUGGGUACGUGUACAAUGGGUUAUGGGAUUUAAGUCUGGGUUUGUUUCGUGAAAUGCAAGUUUCAAGAUUUGAUGCGGAUGCAGUCUCUGUUAUUAGUAUUCUUUCUGCUUGCUCCAAACUUGAGGCUGAUAGGUUGGGUAGGUCUGCCCAUGCAUUUAGUAUAAGAAAGGGUAUCCACUCGAACAUCAAUCUGUCAAAUGCAUUGUUGGCAUUUUACUCUGAUUGUCAUCGUCUCUCUUAUUCUAUUACUUUAUUUCACAAAAUGCCUCUAAGAAAUGGCAUAACGUGGAAUACAUUAAUUUCCAGUUGUGUGCACCAUGGAGAAAUGGACGGAGCAGUUGCCUUAUACUAUCAGAUGCAGAAAGAGGGUUUCAAGUUGGACUUGGUCACCUUGACCGGUAUACUCCCUAGUUGGAGUGACGAGGAAAACUUACGGCAAGGAAUGGCUUUUCAUGGUUACGCUAUAAAACACGGGUUUGCUUCUGACAUUUCUCUGCUUAACUCACUUAUUAGCAUGUACUUUAAUUGUGGAGACCUUGAUGCUGGGAGGUUGGUUUUCGAAACCAUGCCCAAAAGAACUGUGGUGUCUUGGAAUGCUCUGAUGACUGGCUUUAAGAAUCAUAAUUUACAGAAUGAGGUUAUGGCCGUCUUUGGUCAAAUGAUAAAGGAUGAUCAGAGACCAAAUUAUGUAACUUUGCUAAAUUUAUUGCCUGCAUGCUACUCCCAGUUACAGGGUAAGUCUAUUCAUGCUCUGGCAGUUAGAACAAGUAUUCUCCAUGAAACCCCUCUUCUUUCAUCACUCAUGUUUAUGUAUGCCAGAUUUGACAACCAUGAUUCAUGUAUCUUACUGUUUAAAACGAGAAAAAUGGAGGAUAUUUCUUUGUGGAAUGCCAUUAUGUCGGUGCAAAUACAAGCGAAAAGUAGCGAGAAUACAGUGGGAUUUUUCAAUAGCUUGCUCCAGAUGAAAUUGGAACCAGACAAUUUGACCCUUCUGAAUUUGGUCUCUUCAUGUGCUCAGCUGAAUAGCCUCACUCUUGCUAAUUCUGUAAUGGGUUACAUCAUUCGCAAGGGCUUUGACAAAGAUCUGGUUAUUAGUAAUGCACUAAUAGAUUUGCAUUCAAGAUGUGGAAACAUAUGCAUUGCGAGAAAGCUGUUUGAUGGGUUGGUCAAGAGAGAUGCUGUGUCUUGGAGUGUGAUGAUUAAUGGGUAUGGCUUGAAUGGGAAUGGCGAAGCUGCCCUGGAUCUUUUCUUGCAGAUGAAGCUAUCAGGGAUAGCACCUAAUGGGAUUACUUAUUUAAGUGUUUUAUCAGCCUGCAGCCAUUCUGGAUUGGUUGAGCAAGGCCACGCCGUAUUCAAAUCUAUGGCAGAACAUGGGAUAACACGCCAAAUGAAGCACUUUGCUUGCAUGGUGGACCUUCUAGGAAGAACGGGUAAUUUGACCGAGGCUUAUGACAUUGUUCGGGAACUACCCUGUAAACCUUCAACAAGCCUACUUGAGUCUCUGCUGGGUGCUUGUAGAAUUCAUGGGAACGUUGAACUUGGACAGAAAAUUGGUGGGUUGCUCUCUGAAUUGGACCCUGAAAAUUCAAGACCACAUGUAAUGCUUCAUAAUAUUUAUGCCGCAGCUGGGAGAUGGACUGAUGCUGAUAGAGUAAGGUCUAGGAUUGAAGAGAGAAGUUUGAGAAAAGUUCCUGGUUUUAGUCUUCUAAUGGGACAUUAAGGCAUUGCCUUGAAGAGUCUCCAAUGUAGAUUACUCAAAUGGAAGAGAUAUACGAAGAUAGACAGUUGAAUCCCGUCACAUUAACAUACGGUAACCUUGUAGUUUCUAUUGCAACUCCGACUUCUAGCAAUCUAGCAUUAUUGUUAGGUAAUAACACCAUCUUCCUUUCGAGCCCAAGUGAAAUUUUGACCCCUGAAACCAAAAUCAAUAAGAUUAUAUAGAAUCCAAAAAAGUUCUCAAAUACUUGCUUCUAUUUGGAUUCCACGAUUGGCACCUCUCCACUUCAUGAGACCAAAGAAGUUCAUUAAAACCCAAUACAAAGCCAUGGUAGAUAGUUCUUCCUAUUUAAGGUAGAAUCUGAUUUCGCACUACAGUAAGGGGGGACCAUAGAAAUAAGAAACCCAGCAGUUUGUUCCUAGAAUAACAAAGGUAAUCUCCGCGUCAAUAACGUUUUUUCGAAGAGAAAAUGAUAUCCACACCAGCUUCUGGUCUUCCAACCAGCCCAAAAGCUCGAGUCAACAAGGCCAUUCACUGCUACCGACAUGUUCCUAAUUCGAAAGCAAGAGUCGUUACCUUCCAGGUUCAACCUCACCUUUGUUUCCGUUCACCCAACUUAGUGAGUGGUAGUUUCUUCUAAACCAGGAAGGAGGUAAAUGCCUUAUUAAAGGGAUAAAGAUCCGGAUGCCCAAUAAUAUUUCACCUAUUUUUGAGUAAGAGAACAACCAAGCUGGGGAAAGUGGGUAGGAGAGUCAAGUAAUGAUUUUGUCUCCAUCAUACCUCCAACCUUGAGAUUAAUCCAGAAGGGAGAUGAUAUGUCUACUUGCACAAGAAGCGGAUGAUAACUGAGGGGGACAUGCAAGUCCAUAAUUCUCACUUGGACUCCUCAUGUCAGUAUCCAAUAAUACUCUUCUUCUCGAAAGAAAGCUGAUAUUGUUGCUUUAAAUAAGCAC
Rosa rugosa (rugosa rose) is the source of this 4053-nucleotide messenger RNA. Its product is annotated as pentatricopeptide repeat-containing protein At5g39350-like. The transcript has a single exon. The record is from RefSeq and is a predicted model, not a curated record. Gene Ontology annotation, biological process: RNA modification. NCBI's taxonomy places the organism in Eukaryota, Viridiplantae, Streptophyta, Magnoliopsida, Rosales, Rosaceae. The coding region runs from base 128 to 3103 and encodes 991 amino acids. Gene Ontology annotation, molecular function: RNA binding; protein binding.